Molecule: messenger RNA, 2361 nt
Organism: Coregonus clupeaformis (lake whitefish)
Lineage: Eukaryota; Metazoa; Chordata; Actinopteri; Salmoniformes; Salmonidae
Product: phosphorylase b kinase regulatory subunit beta-like
Exons: 15
Biological process (GO): glycogen metabolic process
Cellular component (GO): phosphorylase kinase complex
Molecular function (GO): calmodulin binding
Source: RefSeq, a predicted model, not a curated record
GCGUACCGCUUCCUGGCCAUCAAUAAGAAGCUGGGGCUGAGUGGGCGUCCAGAAAGGCCAGUGGGCUGCAUGGGGACUUGCAAGAUUUAUCGUAUCCUGGGGAAGACUGUGGUGUGCUACCCUAUCGUCUUUGAUCUCAGUGACUUCUACUUAUCCCAGGACGUCAUGCUGCUGAUUGAUGACAUCAAGAAUGCACUGCAGUUCAUCAAGCAUAGCUGGAAAAUGAAAGGUCGCCCACUCUUCCUGGUCCUCAUCAGAGAGGACAACAUCAAGGGGAGCCGUUUCAACCCAGUCCUGGACAUGUUGGCAUCGUUCAAGAAGGGGAGCAUCGGUGGGGUCAAAGUUCACGUGGACAGACUUCAGACCCUGAUAUCAGGAGCUAUUGUGGAGCAGUUGGACUUCCUUCGUGUCAAUGAAGCAGAAAUCCCAGAGUUCAAGAACUUUCAGGAGCUGGAGAUGCCCAAGCACUCCAAGGUGAAGAGGCAGAUGAGCACGCCCAAUGCCUCAGACCUGGAGCAGCAGCCUGAGAUCGACAUCGAGGAGUGGAAACACAAAUCCACCAACGAGAUCAUGCAGAAGUUCAACGACUCUGACUGCCUGGCCAGUCAAGCACAGCUUGCCAGUAUUCUCAUGAAGAAAGAGGGUCCUGACUUCUUUGCCAAGGAUGAGACCCUAAUGGAAGACAUGGAGAGACUUUACAGAAGAGCUGGGACCAGGAAGCUUUGGCUGGCGGUGCGUUACGCUGCGGCCGUUAUCAUGAAGUUUGCCAGUUCUAUAGCCCCUCAUAUCACCACACUGGUGGUCCAUGGCAAGCAGGUAACGCUGGGACUGUUUGGGCAUGAGGAGGAGGUGAUCUCCAACCCCCUCUCACCUGGGGUUAUCAAGGGCAUCCUCUACAGCAAGUGCUACGGGGAGAGGGAGGCCGUGCUGCAGCAGGAGCUGGUCAUCCACAUCGGCUGGAUCAUCUCCAACACCCCCGAGCUGUUCAGCGGCAUGCUCAAGAUCCGCGUCGGAUGGAUCGUCCAGGCCAUGAAGCAUGAGUUGGAGAUCCGAGCAGGUGACAUGCCACCCCAGGACAUUUACCAGAUGUCCCCCAGCGAUGUUAAACAGCUGCUGCUGGACGUCCUUCAGCCACAACAGCAUGGCAGGUCCUGGAUCAACAGGCGUCAAAUCGAUGGUUCCCUCAACAGGACACCCCAUGGCUUCUAUGACCGAGUGUGGCAAAUUUUGGAGAGAACUUGUAAUGGCAUCGUAGUGGCAGGGAUCCAUCUACCACAGCAACCUACUCUGUCUGACAUGACCAUGUAUGAGAUGAACUUUUCUCUGCUGGUGGAAGACACACUGAAGGACAUAGUGCUGCCUGAGUACAGGCAGAUAGUAGUAGAGCUGCUGAUGGUGGUGUCCAUAGUGUUGGAGAGAAACCCGGAGCUGGAGUUCUUGGAGAAGGUGGACCUGGACGUUCUGGUGAAGGAGGCCUUCCAUGACUUCCAGAAGGACAGGAGUCAGGAGGGGAUGAAGAAACAGGAUGAUAUGGAGGAGUUCUAUAAGACACCACCGAUGGGCAGGAGAGGCACCUCCAGUUACCUGACCAAGGCUGUGAUGAUUCAACUGCUUCAGGGAGACGUGAAGCCCUCCAAGGAUGACCCCUGCUCGGUCAGCUAAACUAAAUCCAUUCAGCAGAGUAGAGGAAUCCACCGCUACUUUACUUUGUCGAAUCACUAACAACAUGCUAAAUUAGUCAGCAGCACUGACUGUUGUUCCACCAGCAAUACCCUCCUUGUUCUGUUAGCUUCAAGAUAUUAGGACAGGAUGUAUCAGAUCCUAUUAACACUGUUACUACUGUUACCAACAUUGCAAAAAACAAACGGACUCCUGUUACCCCCUGAAAUCCUUGCAUGUAGACUUUUCUGUAUAGCAUUAGCAUUGUGGGGCAGCCCACAUUGUUGAUUGUAUUAAUCAAUAGCAUGAUAUGCAAAACUAAAGUUGCAUCCCAGUGCACACUUUUUGUCUAAGUCUUAGGAAGUCCAGGUCUUUCUGAAACCCUGAUCGCUGUAUUUUUGUGAAUGUGGUCAAUAUACAGUAAUUUAAGUUCCUUCACUCUAUUAAAAUUAUGGAUUAAUUAAGUUGUUUAUGUUGAUGUGUUUACACGUGGUUUGAGUGUGCCUAUCCAGUUUAGUGAAUCAGAAUUUAACUUUUUCAAUGUGUGUGAUGUUUACCAAUGUGUUCCGUCACUCUAUCAAGGGUAUUUUGUAAGCUCAAUACUAGUUUCAGAGUGGUGUGAAGUCAGGAAACUCACUGUUCUUCACACUUCACACGGUCUAUUUUUAACCACAUACCACAUAAAGUAUUCAUAACCUUUGA